AUGGCCCUCAAAGUUAGUUUGUAUGAGCUGGCAGACCUUUCCAUAGGGACUCCGGAGAUCGGCGUUGUCAAUUUUAAUGCCCUGCAUACUCUCCUCCAUGCCCUCCUCAGACAUCUUAAACUUGAGGAUAUUUUCACUGAGAUUAAGCAGGACUGGGGCGCUCCACCCCCACCAGCCUCCGUUCUUGAGGAACGGGUGUCUGUUGAGAAGGGACUUGAGGAUGUGACUAAACCGCCCAGGGAAGGUCCUGCUCGGCUGGCUGACUUGGAAAAGAAACUGCUUCUGUUGGAGAAUAACCUCCAGGGUGUGGAGGGUCAGGUCCGUGGUGUGGAGGAUCAGGUCCGUGGUGUGGAGGAUCAGGUUCAGGGGGUGCAAGACAGUGUACAAGGGAUGGGUAAAAAACUGAAAGGGUUCCAGAAACAAGUCACUGGUCUGGAUAGGCUGCCUUCCGGGACUGACUUGCUGGAGAAGACCAAGAGCGGCAGUGGCACUGCAGUGGCCGACAUGUGGCAAAUGAUGCAGAUGCAGAAGAAGGUGGAAGCCAACGAGGAAGGCAUCGCACAGGCCAUGGCUCUGCUACAGGACAUUUUGAAUGAAACAAGCAACAUGAAAUCAAAUACAGCCAACUUGGAGGAGGAUGUACAAAAAGUCAAGGAUCACUUAGCCUUGAUAGACCCCCAGGCAUUUGAUGAUCGGCUACGGUCCUGCUUAAGUGAUCAGAUGAGUUUGGAUCAUGAUGUGAAAGAUUUAGAGAAAAGGCUAAGCCGAUUUCCUUCCCCAGAGGAAAUGAACAAUAUGGUACGCUGGGAAGUUCUGGAGGAUGUCCUUUUGAAAGGCAAGAGGAGCCCGAGUCCUGAGACAAGUCCAACCUCUGGUUCAGCCUCUCCUCAAGAUGGCAAAACCUCUGGAACUCCAGGAAUGCAGGCUGGUUCAUCUCGAAGAGAAGGAGCACCAGGGACUCCACAGGCUACUGGUGUCCCAGGAGUUCAGCCAGGCAGGCAACCUGGUGUUGCUGGGGCUGAAGAGGCCCAGGUGGGAGCAGCUGGUGUUCCAGCAGGUGUGCCUGGAGCACAUCCAGGAGCUGCCUAUCCAGGGGCUCAGCCUGGCUACCCCAUGAUCCAACCAGGAGCUCCUGGAGCCCAGGCACCCUACCCUGGAGCACCUGGGGCCUAUCCUGGGGCUCCUGGAGCCCAGGCACCCUAUCCUGGAGCUCCAGGGGCCCAGGCACCCUACCCUGGAGCUCCAGGGGCCCAGGCACCCUACCCUGGAGCUCCAGGGGCCCAGCCUGGAACUCCUGGAACCCAGGCACCCUACCCUGGAGCUCCAGGGGCCCAGCCUGGAACUCCUGGAACCCAGGCACCUUACCCUGGAGCUCCUGGGACCUACCCAGGUGCCCAAGGACCCUAUCCUGGAGCCUACCCAGGCACACAAGGACCGUAUCCUGGAGCUCCUGGAGCCUACCCUGGCGCCCAAGGACCAUAUCCUGGAGCUCCUGGAGCCUACCCAGGCGCCCAAGGACCCUAUCCUGGAGCUCCUGGAACCCAGCCUGGGGCUUCCGGGGCUCAUGGGGUCCAGCCUGGGGCUCAGCCUGGAGUUCCUGGGGGUGAGACAGUGUAUCCUGGAGGUCCACCUGGAGUUUCUGGAGCUGGCUAUCCUGGUGCCCCUGGGGCUGAACCAGGAGCUCCUGGGGCCCAGGAAGGAUAUCCUGGUGACCAGCCUGGUGUUCCUGGGGUGCAGACAUACUAUCCUGGCGCCCAAGAUGCAUAUCUUACAGGCCAGUAUGGGCAGCCUGCUCCUGGAACACAGAUUGCAGGUCUACUGACGGUGCCAACAGGGCCUUCCUUAGGUCCUACACCCCCAGCAUCGCCAGCAUUAACUCCUCUGCAAUAUUCGGAGUCUCCCAUGUCUGGAUCCAGUUUGGCCCCAGCUCGCUAUGCCGAGACUGUGGAUGCCCUUCGCCAGAUGGCCCAGCUGACUGACCUCUACUAUGCCUUGAGAGACCAGAUCAACAAGCUGGAGCAAAACAAAUGUGGUCAAUCUGAUCUCCAGAGGCUGCAAGACUUGCUCACCAACGCAGUUGAUAGGAGCCUUGCCAACAUCCCACCCAACCUUAAUGAACAGCUUGCUGUACUGAAGUCCAUGGAAGACAACAUGAGAGAUGAAAAAGAGAAGAUAGACAAGAUUCAGAGAAUUAUUGAAGGAGAUCUGGCGGCAGUGCCACUCACAGAUGCUACGCCAGUGGAGGGAGCUGGUCAGAUCAACAUGCAGAUAGGUUAUCUCAGAGGAACAGUGCAGGAGAUAGAGAAAGAGCUAAAGGAGCUGAGAGACAAGCAGGAUAAGGGGAAAGCGACACUGGAGCAGUCGGUGACCGACACUGCCCUUGACUUACAAGAACAGUUAGACAAGCUUAGAUCGGUCAUGGAGAACAUGAUGGCCUCUUCAUCCACCUUGCUGUCCAUGAGCAUGCCACCUACUCCAGAACCUGGGGUGGCUCAGGUCCAGCAGAGCACAUGCGCAGCUUGCAGCUUAGAUGUCAGUGAGAAAGUAAGCCAGCUGUUCAAGCGUUAUGAGCAGCUGCAGGAUUCAAUAAACAAGUUCAUGUUGAGGCAGGCAGAAGGCAAAAUGGCCAAGAAACCCAAGGAGCGCCAGGAGGAAGAGAUGCUCAACAACAUCCAAACGACUAUCCUCCAAGUUCAAGAUGACUGUGAGAAGCUGAACACCACGACAAGCACUCUCAUAGAUGAUCAUCACCAGAAGCAGAGAGAGAUCAGUAUGUUGUUCAAGUCCCUGGAGAAGCUAGAAAAAGAUAAAGCUGACAAAGACCGGAUUGUGAUGGAGAUCGAUGUGAAAGCAGAUAAGACUGCCCUGGCUGCAAAGGUCAGCCGUACCCAGUUUGAUGCCACCACAGAGCAGUUGCAUAAGAUGAUGCAAGAGCUGCUAAACAAGAUGGCUGGGCAAGAGCAAGACUGGCAGAAGAUGCUUGACAAACUCUUGAUGGAAAUGGACUCCAAGCUGGACCGUUUGGAACUGGAUCCAUUCCGGCAGCAGCUGGAGGAGCGAUGGAAGGACAUCCGAAAACAGCUAAAGGAGAGGGUGCCACAAGACGAAGGAGAUGAAGCCGCUGGGAUCCGGAGGAGACUACUGGCUCAUUUCCACUGUAUUUCUUGUGACCGGCCUUUGGAAAUGGUGGUGCCUGGCCCGCACAUCACGACACUGCCUGCUGUUCCAGGGUUACCUGCUCACCAGUCCCUCCGACCUUACAUGGUUUAUGAAUUGGAACAAAUACGGCAAAUCAGCCGCAAUCUGAAGUUAGGACCUGGUUUUCGCUUUGAUGCGUUAGAGAAGGCGGCGAGUCUCAACAAGCUACGGCGCAUCCAUUCCAAGAUGCUCAUGGAGAUACAGAAGGUGCAGAGCCAUUAUGGUGGAACACCGAAGGGCAACACCCAGAUGAUCAGGGAUUUACUGCAGUCCCAGUGUCUCGGGUCCAGCCAGUAUAGCAAACGAACUCCCGAGAUGACAGACUACGGCUAUGUAAGCGUGCCUCGUCACUGUGGAGGCAGCCACACCCUCACGUAUCCGUACAGGCGCUACGGCCGACUGCAGCAGUUAGCCCAGUGUAUGCCUCCAGUACAUCCAGAAGAAAACACCAUGCUGGCAAUGAUGAAGCAUGAAGAAGUGGAUAUAUUGGGCCUGGAUGGUCAAAUCUACAAGGGACGGAUGGAUACACAGCUCUCAUCCAUUACAGCAAAGGACAAUAUUCCAAGAAUGAAACCCAAGCUAAUUCGAUCUUCCUCCCAAAGGCAUCCACCAACCCUCCCCGACAUCACCAGCCUCCCAGUUCGUCCCCACACUGCCAGAGGGUCUUUGCGCAGCUUGUCAGCUAAGUCACUAGGUGAGAAGUCGGUGAUGUCCCCGAAUGCUUUAAGGGGCACGGAGGACCCUGGAAUGCAGGACAGAGAAACAUUAGAGCUACGCAUGGAAAUCCCCUCGCGCCAAAGAUCCAAUGAGCAGUCGGCUUAA
Gekko japonicus is the source of this 4020-nucleotide messenger RNA. RefSeq names its product glutamine rich 2 (gene QRICH2). The record is from RefSeq and is a predicted model, not a curated record. The coding region runs from base 1 to 4020 and encodes 1339 amino acids. NCBI's taxonomy places the organism in Eukaryota, Metazoa, Chordata, Lepidosauria, Squamata, Gekkonidae. The transcript has 20 exons.